This is a messenger RNA of Cylicocyclus nassatus, 6995 nucleotides long. NCBI's taxonomy places the organism in Eukaryota, Metazoa, Nematoda, Chromadorea, Rhabditida, Strongylidae. The record is from the annotation of a GenBank genome assembly.
AUGUCUAUAAACUGUUUCCUUCAUCCAUUUUUGGAUCUGAUGGCGUACCUUUCCCCCUCGUUCGUGUACACAUACAGCGUGCUGCCGAGUCCUUUGCGCCUAAUGCAGGCCAAGCGACUUUUCCAGAAGAAAAGUGUGUUUCGCUACGUAGCCGGCGCAGGAGUAUUCUACUGUGUUGCGCAUACUUUCGCUCGGCAUGUAGGGGAACUUGUAAUCUGUUCUGGGCCAUCAAUGCUACCAACGAUACACGAUGGCGAUCUAGUGCUUGCUGAAAGGCUGAGUGUAACGUCUGGCAAUAUUCAUCGUGGCGAUAUUGUUGGCUGUUUGAGUCCUUAUGAGCCGGAACAGCUAUUAUGCAAACGGGUCAUCGCCAAGGAAUCAGAUCCCGUCAAUAGUGAGUUACUUCCAAACAAACGAGUUCCACGUGGACAUGUGUUCCUGCAAGGCGAUAACUACGUGGCAUCAACCGACUCUCGUCAUUUUGGCCCAGUUCCAGCUGGGCUUGUUCAGAUUCGCCUUUGCUUGCGGAUAUGGCCUGUUUCGAGACAGUAUCAACUUUCUCAUCAGCCACCCACUCUUGAGGACACUGAACCACUUUUGAGGAACUUCGCAGAUCUCAAAGAAGUUCUCAAUGAAGUCGCUGAUCUGGGUGAUAUGAAUCCGCUUACAUAUUUGUCUCCAUUUCUGGAUGUCAUCAAAGCACAGAAUACUAAUGGACCUAUAACCGAAGCCGCGCUAUCGUCUGUGGCCAAGUUUCUGAGUUAUGGAAUGAUAGAUGCAAAUAGUAUAAAAGCGGCAAAUGCAGUGGAAUCCGUGGCUUAUGCUGUAGUUCACACAAAAUUUAUCGGAGGCAAAAGCAGUGGCAGUGAUGAAUGUGUGCUUUACAAAAUCUUACUGGUUCUGCGAUCUUUAUUACUCUCACCUCCCGGUGCACUGCUAUCCAAUGAAGCAGUAUGUGAUAUGAUGCAGUCUUGCUUUCGGAUAGUAUUUGAGCAACACUUGUCACCGCUACUGAGAAAAGCUGCCGAAGCAACCCUUAGUGACAUGACACAACUUAUAUUCACGCGGUUACCAACUUUUCAUGAGGAUGCGAGACAUCCAUACAUCAGGAAAUUGGUAAUGAACGCAAAAGGCGAAAAACGUCGACGGCGGCGGAGAAGGACGGACUCUGUGGCCGAAAGCGAAAAGGAUGAUCUUGAGGUUGUACAACCGACAGCAGUGCCAAAAAUUCCGCAUGUACCUAGUGAUAUUCCUUCCGUAGCGUCGGCGGAGAAUCUGGAAGUGACGGAAAAGACGCCACUGGUAAAGAAUGAGGGAGACGCGGCUAGUCUUGGCUAUGAUGUUGUUCUUACUCUCAACACUCCCAUCGACACCGUAACUUCACCUGACAUACCACCACCUGAAACCAAAAUCCAGGAAGCCAUAGAUGCAGCUGAAGAAAAAGCUGUAGAAGCCGACAGCGAAGGAGAAGACGAUGCGUCGAUAACGAAAGAGACGAGUGCGUCGAGGCAGCAAAGUAUCACUCCUAAAGAACAUCCACAUAUUGAGGAUGAGAAAAACUCGCACAAUACAAUCGAGGAAGAGGAUGUCGAACCAGUAGGUAAUGCUGUACAAAUGCCAUAUGGAUUGCCAUGCUGCAGGGAACUAUUGAGGUUUCUUAUUGCGUUGGCAAAUCCUCUUGAUCGACAAAACACAGAGUCAAUGGUGGUGCUGGGCUUGAAUUUGUUGACGGUAGCUUUAGAGGCUGCAGCUGAUCACCUUGUUAGCUAUUCGUUUCUCAUGCCUCUCAUCAAAGAUAAUCUGUGCAGAGCUUUGCUUCAGCUCCUGGACACAGAGAAGCUUCCAGUGCUAGCUGCUACUAACAGAGCUUGCUUCCUUCUCUUCGAAUCCAUGCGCAGUCAGCUGAAAUUUCAGUUAGAGGCCUAUUUUCACAAAUUGAAAGCCAUCGUGCUAAAUGAACAGCGUACAACCAGUUAUGAACAGAAAGAAAUGGCAUUGGAGUCGAUCGUACAACUGUGGCGGAUACCUGGACUAGUCACUGAGCUAUAUUUGAAUUACGAUUGCGACUUAUAUUGCAGCAACGUAUUUGAAGAACUCACAAAACUUCUUGUUGAAAACGCAUUUCCUCUCUCUGGAUUACAUGCUCAUUCUCUCAUAUCUCUGGAUGCGCUUCUUGUUGUUAUCGAUAUGAUAGACCAGAAUUGCGUUUGCCGCCAAGCAGCGUCCAUAGCACCAACGGCGGAAGCGGAUCCAAAAGUUGCUGCCGCUUUGCAUCUGCCAAUUCUUAGCGGUUUUGAAAUCGGACAGCGAAUACUGGCAGGCGAAAACGAUGUUAGCAGUUCUCCAGAACGAGAUAUCCCUGAGCAUUUACCAGCCAAAGCUUUGAUGCCCUGUGCUAAUCGUCAUGCGCCAUCAAAUAAUAUGCCGUCUAUGGAGCAGGUUAUCGAACAAAAGAAGAGAAAGAAGAUUAUCGCUGAUGGUACAGAACUUUUCAAUCAAAGCCCCAAGAAAGGAAUCGAGUUCCUGCGUGAAAAGGGGUUAUUAGGUGCUGAUGCCACCAGCGUUGUCAACUGGUUAAGAGCCAAUCCACAAUUGGACAAAAAGAAAAUAGCAGAUUAUAUCUGCAGCAGAAAACAUGCUGAUGUGCUGCAAGCAUUUGUGAGUUCAUUCCCAUUCGAAAACACCCGCUUGGAUGAUGCGCUCAGAAUGUUUUUGGAGACUUUCCGUCUUCCUGGUGAAGCAGCUGAGAUUAGCAUGGUCAUGCAACAUUUCUCAGAACAGUGGUACAAGGCCAACCAUGAACCUUUCAAUCACGUGGAUGCAGCUUUCACUUUGUCAUAUGCCAUAAUUAUGCUCAACACUGAUCAACAUAAUCCGCAGGUGAAACGAAACCAACCACCAAUGACCGUAGAUUGCUUCAAGAGGAACCUUUCCGGUACUAACGGCGGCUCAGAUUUUGACCCAAACAUGUUGGAACAAAUGUACAACGCAAUAAAAUCUGAAGAGAUUGUAAUGCCAGCGGAGCAAACUGGCCUCGUCAAGGAGAACUACUUGUGGAAGGUGCUCUUGAGACGAGGUGAAUCCUAUGAAGGACAUUUCGAACAUGCACCGACUGGGUGGAAUGAUCAUGACCUGUUUUCGAUUACGUGGGGACCAGCUGUGGCAGCUUUAACUUACGUCUUCGACAAGUCGGAAAAUGACGUCAUCCUGCAGAAAGCUCUCAAUGGAUUCCGAAAAUGUGCUUCCAUAGCCGCGCAUUAUGGCAUGAAGGACGUUUUCGACAAUCUGGUAAUUCAUCUAUGCAAAUUCAGCACAUUGAUGAGUAAUUCGGAAGGACAUGGCGAGGAGAAUCUAGAACUGCAACGUCAGCGCAGCCUCAAUGAUGGUAUUCCUGGAUAUCAACAUGAGAGAAUCUCGCUUGCUUUUGGAGAGAACAAAAAGGCACAAAUGGCUACACGAACGAUGUUCCAACUGGUGCACGAAAAUGGCGAUAUACUGAGAGAAGGCUGGCGCAACAUGCUGGAUUGUUUGCUCCAAUUGUUCCGUGCAAGACUUUUGCCAGCAGAAUUGACCGAAGUAGACGAUUUUGUGGAUGAGAAGGGAUGGGUGUCGCUGAUAAGGGAUCAUACAGCUGAUCAGCAGCCCGUCCGGAGUGAAUCAGGUUUGCUGUCUUGGUUUGGUCUGGGAGGAGGAGCAAGUGAAUCCGAGAGGAAGAAACUGACACCAGAGCAGCAGAAUUACGUGAAGAUGGCUGAGAUAGUCAUAGCUGAAUGUCGACCAGCACAGCUUUUCAAUGAUAGCAAAUAUCUGACAAGCACGGCGCUGUCGGAGUUACUUAGCGCUCUUAUUCAUGCCAGCCAAGCGGUUGUAGAAAAGGCUGAUUCUCUGAAACCGACUUUGCUUUGGGGCUCACCACUGAACGAUGACGACGAGGACGCACUUGUUUUCUAUCUCGAAUUGAUUGUUACUAUCUGUUUGGAGAACAAAGACCGUUUAUCCCUUAUUUGGGUGACCGUGCGGCGACAUCUGGAGUGGUUAUUAUCGGCUAGAUUUGGAAGGAGUCCCUUACUUGUUGAACGAGCAGUCGUUGGUUUGUUACGUAUAGCCAAUAGGAAUCUUUUCCGUGACAAUACAGUAGCCGAUGACGUUUUGCAGUCGUUAUCACUGCUUUUGCGUUUGUCUCCGAAAGCUAUGUAUGUGUUCUCUCGCCAAAUCUCAUUUGGUCUGCAUGAACUGCUACGAACGAAUGCUGCGAAUGUGCAUAGACGAGAGCAUUGGGCUGUCUUAUUGUCUUUGCUCGAAGCAGCCGGAGCCGCAGCGCUUCCAGAUGAUGCCCCGCAGCCUGAAAGCUCAGCCGCAGUUGACCGUCAAGCUUUCUCAGAUGGUGAAGCGAUGACAGCGCGCUCAACCACCGAUGACAGAGGUUACACGUCUGAUGAUCCUAACCGGAUAUCUGGUGAUAACAAAUUGUCCAGUGUAGACGCUGAUAGUGCUGUUUCGCUAAAUCAAAGCCGAGAAUGGAUCCACCUGGAUCACAGAGAUGCUCGGAAGGCGACGGAAGACGCUUUGAGAUCAUUGGGAGGUAAUGCGGCCAGGGCUUGUGGCUUCUCUCGAGGGUCGCUGGUACUGAAGUCAAACCUCGGCAGACAUGAACCUGCGGCGUUUUUGAAGGUGUGCGAUACGCUUUCGUUCCUUCUGCGAGAUGCUAUUCAUGUCACACCGGAUAACUUCGAUUCUUGUGUACAGUGCUUGAGAACGAUGGUUGAAGCGAGUUUGGAUGGGGGAAGAUAUGCUGCUGGCCCUCUGAGUGGUGAUGCUCAAAAUCGUCUGCGAAGCCAUACAGAUGAUCGAGUGAAGCGUGCGAAACCGAAAAGUGGAAAGAAAGAACUAUCUACUGAUGUGGGUGGUGAAGAAAGUGACCUCAGACGCGAAGAGCAACAACUAAGUGCCAGUUAUCAGCAGGUGUCAUUGCAACUUUUGGAUCUUUGCUCAACUCUUCACACACUUGCUCCGGGUAUACUUGCGCAAUGGGCGAAAACGCAGAAUGACGUGGACGCAUCGAUACCCCAUAUUUGGUGUACGGUUUGGCGACCGCUACUGCAGGCGAUGGCUAGGCUCGGCUGUGAUUGUAGACGUUUAGUGAGAGCAGCCGCACUGACACACUUACAGCGAGCUUUCCUUCCUACGAAUAUGGUUAAUCUUGGUGCAUCAGAAUGGGAAUCCUGCUUUGGAGAGGUACUCUUCCCCUUACUGGGUAAGCUGUUAGACGUCUUCUCAGCCAUGGAUCCCAUUGGAAUGGAAGAUACGCGAGUGCGGGCUAUGCAAAUAGUAGCGAAAACCUUGCUGAACCACCUCACUGCUCUUUCAACCCUGCCUUCAUUCCCAAGUCUGUGGCUGCGUUUAUUGGAUUUCAUGGAGAGCUAUCUGCGAAUAGAUAGCUGUGGAAAUCUAAAUGAGGCUGUACCAGAAUCACUGAAAAACAUGCUGCUUGUAAUGGCAAGCACUGGUCUUUUUGCAUCUGUUCCCGGCUUGCAUCAAAUGACCGUCAGUCGAAUGGGAAAUGUGCUUCCGCAGUUGAUUCGUGACACGUUGCCUGCGACUCCACCUCCUAUGCAGCCGCUGCAACCUGAACCUACGUCCUUGACCUCGGUAGCAUCUGCAAGUCGGGUUGGGGGAUCCCGAGUCCAGAUCGCGCCAGCUAUCCCUUCUCCUUCUGAGCUGGAAUCUGUGGCGUCAGCAACAUCUGCUCCGAAACCAGUAGCUGCCGCUAGCGUGGAAGCGACGCCAUCAUCGACCGUACAGCCUCAUCAUCCUAAUGAUCCUGUUCACGCUGGUGACCAAUCUGCAGUCCCAGCAACAGCUCCGGUGAAUAUACCAUUGACCGAGGUUGUUGUGUAUUCUGGAGCUACAUCACCAGCUUCAGCACCUUCUCCGCUCGCCGAAUCACCGCCAUACAGCACCGCCUCACAAUACAGUUUGGCAUCGUCAGGUGACAUUGGUUCACUUCCUCAAGCGCAGGCGCCUGCUCCACCGACGUACCAACCUCACAACCCUCUGCAAGCCAUGCAACAGACGGUAACUCAGCAACAUUCACAUCAACAAGCGCAGAUUCAAGAACAACACGUACAACAAGUACAUUCACAACAACGGACACAGGAAACACCACUGCAGCAGCAACAACAGCAACAGCUACACCAGCAACAACAACAGCAACAGCAGCAGCAACAACAGCAGCAACAACAUCUAACUAUGCAAACCCCAUCAAGAACUCCGUCGGAACCAGUACAAAUACAACAAACGCAAUACCAUCCUGUGCAGCAAACAUCAUCACAAUAUUCUUGUCAACAAUAUCACCAAGAACCAUCGUCGACAAUGACCCCAACACCUCCUUAUCCAUCGUCUCAACCUCAAUACCAACAGCAACAAUAUCAGCAGUACGCAAACUAUGCCGUGAAUUAUAAUCCGGCUGCUACUGCAGCUUAUGCCCAUCACCAGCAGUUUCUACAACAACAACAUCAACAGUACAUGCCGCAAGCAGAUUUGACGAAGGCAUUCGCUACUCAUGUUCCUCCUCAAUAUCCUCAGCCAAUGUCCUCCAUCCAUUCACAGUAUUCUGUGACUAAUCCUUUACCAAUGCCUUCGAUGCCACUGAUCACAUCACCACAUAGUGCAUUCACACAAGUGACUGAUUCGACUCAUCAGUCAGCGUAUGUUCCUACGCAUCAACAUUCGUCCUAUAAUCCACCGACUCAGCCACCUCAGGAGAGGCCGUAGGCAUUGUUUGUUGACCAGAGAAAUUAUUCUAAUCUAUGAUUUGGCAUGUUUUGCAACAGCGAGGAGAAAGUAAAAAGUCCAUAAAUAAGAAUUAUUAUAAGCUGUGAUAGACGAUCGAUAGCUUGUAUGUUUAGCUUUUUGAGUGGGAGAUGUGCACAGUCAAUUGUGAUAUGUAUGUAAAAUUUUAUGGGAUGCGGUUCCAUUCUAAUAAAAGUUCAAGG